Monoraphidium neglectum is the source of this 345-nucleotide messenger RNA. RefSeq lists its product as hypothetical. The transcript has a single exon. The record is from RefSeq and is a predicted model, not a curated record. Lineage: Eukaryota; Viridiplantae; Chlorophyta; Chlorophyceae; Sphaeropleales; Selenastraceae. Bases 1 to 345 code for a protein of 114 amino acids.
AUGAGGAUCCUGGGGACCUGCCAUGGCAGCAGCCAGGUGGCCAGUUGCAGCAGCCUGCUCCUUGCGCACGCGCCGCGCGCGGCGCCAGCGGGGCCGCCGCCGCCGAGGGCCCCGAACGACCCCGAAUGCGCCGCGCAGCGCGCCGCACAGCGCGCAGCAAAGCCGACCACUGCAGCCCAGCACCAGGCUCACCACUCGUCUGUAAUCCCGCUCCACGAGCCCCGUGCCCUGGAUGCCUCUCCGUCCAGGUCCAAAUCAAGGCUGCUGCCGGACACAAGCUGCAGCCCCUGGCCCGGAGCACCUCCAGCGGCGCGCGCGCGGCAACGCAGGUGCGCGAGGGGCUGA